Exophiala bonariae is the source of this 1323-nucleotide messenger RNA. RefSeq lists its product as uncharacterized. The transcript is spliced from 2 exons. Lineage: Eukaryota; Fungi; Ascomycota; Eurotiomycetes; Chaetothyriales; Herpotrichiellaceae. Gene Ontology annotation, cellular component: membrane. The record is from RefSeq and is a predicted model, not a curated record. The coding region runs from base 1 to 1323 and encodes 440 amino acids.
AUGGGCGCCAUCCUCGCUGUUCCUGCUCUUCUCCUCCCUUCAGCUGCUACACUCUGUAUCGUUGCAUGGGUCAUGCUCACUCCUUGGGCUAUUCGGAAACUGGAACAUCUGACAUUGGACUACAUGACUUUCAAAUGUGGCUCUUCCAACUGCUAUGGAUAUUUCGCUGUUCAACGUAUCAACUUCGCCCUUGGCCUCUUCCAUCUCAUCCUUUCCGUCCUCCUCCUUGGCGUCAAGAGCACAAAAGACACAAGAGCCGGUCUUCAAAAUGGUUUCUGGGGUCCUAAGAUCAUUGCUUGGCUUGCCUUCAUCGUACUCAGCUUCUUCAUUCCCGAAGGCUUCUUUCUCUUUUGGGGGAAUUGGAUUGCUUACUCUGGCGCCAUUCUCUUCGUUCUUCUCGGGCUGAUUCUCCUCGUUGACUUGGCUCACACGUGGGCCGAACUCUGUCAAGACAAGAUUGAUCAAGGAGAUGGUCCAAAUUACCGCCUCUGGCAAGUCUUACUUAUGGGGUCAAGUCUUGGCAUGUAUAUUGGUGCCUUUGCCAUGACCAUCGUCAUGUACAUCUAUUUCGCAAAAAGUGGUUGCAGCAUGAAUAUUUCAGCCAUUACUAUCAACUUGAUCUUCCUAUGUAUCAUCACCGUCCUCAGCGUUCAACCAAACAUUCAAGAAGCCAAUCCCAAAGCUGGUCUAGCCCAAUCCGCCAUGGUUGCUGUCUACUGCACUUACCUCACUUUCUCUGCCGUGUGCAUGGAACCUGAUGAUAAGAAUUGCAAUCCUCUUGUUCGCGCACGAGGUGCAAGAACCACAACCAUUGUCCUCGGUGCUGUUGUCACCAUUCUCACGAUUGCCUACACCACCACUCGUGCUGCCACUCAGGGCUUUGCCAUUGGAACAAAUCAUUCCAGCAACAACUAUGCUCAAUUAAAUCAAGACGAGAAUGAACAUGGUCUGGUUACUCAACAACCUGCAUCUCGUAGAGAGAUUAUGCGGGCUGCAGUUGAAAGUGGCGCUCUUCCUGCAUCUGCUCUCGACGAGGAUUCAGAUGAAGAGGAAGAAGUCAACACCAAAGGGGGAAAGGAUGAUGAACGACAAGGGACUCAGUAUACCUACACUCUCUUUCAUAUAAUAUUCUUCUUCGCAACUUGCUGGGUUGCGACGUUGUUCACGCAACAAAUGGACCCAGAAAAUAAGAGCGACUUCACGCCAGUUGGACGCACAUACUGGGCCAGCUGGAUCAAAAUCACCAGUGCUUGGGUAUGCUACGCCAUCUACAGCUGGACCCUUGUUGCACCCAUCGUGCUAGAAGGCCGGGAGUUCUCAUGA